Galendromus occidentalis (western predatory mite) is the source of this 969-nucleotide messenger RNA. RefSeq names its product cAMP-dependent protein kinase catalytic subunit gamma-like. NCBI's taxonomy places the organism in Eukaryota, Metazoa, Arthropoda, Arachnida, Mesostigmata, Phytoseiidae. The transcript has a single exon. Gene Ontology annotation, molecular function: protein kinase activity; ATP binding. Bases 1 to 969 code for a protein of 322 amino acids. Gene Ontology annotation, biological process: protein phosphorylation. The record is from RefSeq and is a predicted model, not a curated record.
AUGUCUACCCGAGCAAGACUCAAUGAUUCCUUGGCAGAGCUCGAAUCCUCGAUCUCGCAUCAUUCGUCGAGCACCUACGAGAUCUAUAUCAACGGGGCUCAAGUGGACUUCUUAGCUAGAUUGAGAGCUGAUAACUGCCCCGGAGCAAGUCUGACAGAUUUCGAGAUAACGGGAUACAUCGGACGAGGGGGCUAUGGGAGAGUUUAUCGUGCCAGGACCAAGGACGCGGAGGUCUGCGCACUCAAAGUGCAGCUCGUGAGCGCGCAAUCUCUCCGAGAGAAGACGCUGUCAUACGCGUUCGAUUCGCCUUUCAUCGUAAGAGCGUUGUUCGCUUUCCAGGACGCCCAACUAUUGUAUGUAGCGUCUGAAUUCGCCGACUAUGGUGAUCUCAAGACGCACUCGAUGGCCAUCCGCGAUUUCGGCUCUGACGAACUAGUCAGACUCAUAGCCGCUCAGGUUGUUCUGGCUUUCGAAUAUAUGCACUCCUGCAAUCACGCUCAUGGUGAUCUGAAACUCGAUAACGUACUUCUGUUCAAGAAUGGAUACAUAAAGCUCUGUGAUCUGGGCGUCACUCAAUCUGUCUUCGAUGAAUCCUACGUGUUUGAGGGAGAUGAUGAACACUUGCCGCCGGACAAGCUAAACGAGAAGCUCUGCAGAAUCUCUCCUGAAUGGUCGGGACUCGGAACUUUCAUUAAUAUACUGAUACCGAGAGGAGAGAGUCAGAUCACUUACCCAAGGCCUACAUUCGGUACCGACUGCGUGGAUCUCUUGAAUCAAUUGGCUAAUCGGGAUCCAAGUCGCAGAAUCGGCUUUGCGACGCAAGUCAAAAAUCACGCCUGGUUCAGAAGUGUCGAUUUUGUGAAACUCUUCUACCAGACGAUUCCGAUGGUAGACAAACUGCCUCCAGGUUUGGAGCACCCUCAGAUUCGUCCGACGAACGCCGUGGAUCUCACAGAUUUGAGCGAGUGA